This is a messenger RNA of Daldinia decipiens, 813 nucleotides long. RefSeq lists its product as uncharacterized. The record is from RefSeq and is a predicted model, not a curated record. Lineage: Eukaryota; Fungi; Ascomycota; Sordariomycetes; Xylariales; Hypoxylaceae. The transcript has a single exon. Bases 364 to 663 code for a protein of 99 amino acids.
CUUGCUAUCCCACCCACUUGCCGGGCCUUUUCCCUCUCUCCUCUCUUCUCUCUACUAAUCAUCAUUCCAGUAUAUCAGCUCUCAUCCAACAAACCAACCAGCCAUGCCUUUGAUGCAUACUUGUCCAACUCCAUCUUCCUCCCACUUUUCUAUCCUAUCCAACUGUCAAGCCUUUUCCAGUUUUACCAUUUAUCCAUCUAUCCAUCUGCCAAAACCCCUUCCUAUAUUGCCAACGGGCUUCCUUCCGCCCUACCCAUCCAUUGGACCAUUUUCUAUUAUCCUGUCUUGCCAUUCUCUUAUAUUACUCUUCUGUUACCAUUCCACCCUGCCUACCAAACAACUACCAUUCCUACUUUGAUACCGAUGCCUAUUUUCCAAGCCUUCUUUCUAUCCUUAUCAUCCUACCAUCCAGCUAGCCUUUAUUAUCCAACAGCCUUUCCAAAUUCAUAUUUUGCCAAUCUUCCACCCUGCUCUCUUCUUAUCCACCUAACCAGGCACCCAGCUUCCAUCCUUUUUCAUCACCACCUCCUCCAAUACUCCACCGGGCACACUUCCAUAUCAACGAAAGAAAAUUAUAUUCAUGAAAAGAAAAGUGGGCGGGCAAUCCCUCAUUCUGGGAGCGGGAAAAAAAGGGCGGGGAAAGUUUUAAAAGAAAAAUAUUAAAAGAAAUACAGAAUGAAACAGAAAAAAAGACCUAGAAAAGAUGAAGAAACCAAAAAGGAAAAGGAAAAGAAGAGAAGAGAAAAAAAAGAAAGGGAACAACCAGAAACCAAAAACAGAAAAGAAAAGAACUCCUAGAGUUCACCAUUUACU